Messenger RNA from Pseudocercospora fijiensis CIRAD86, 3096 nucleotides. RefSeq lists its product as uncharacterized. Lineage: Eukaryota; Fungi; Ascomycota; Dothideomycetes; Mycosphaerellales; Mycosphaerellaceae. The transcript has 15 exons. The coding region runs from base 1 to 3096 and encodes 1031 amino acids. The record is from RefSeq and is a predicted model, not a curated record.
AUGUCGCUGAUUGUGGUACCUCCAUACAUAUCCUCUAAUGCCGAACCCAGGAUACCGCACAUGCCGCUUACGGCUCGCGCUGAAAGGCAGUCUCGACUUUCGCUCUGCUCUAUCUUUGCGUGGCUACAAUACGACUGCCAGAUGGCAGUGACUUGCCCGCUCUGUAUGACAAAUGCUGUUGGUCUUGAGACGAAAUCUGAUGGAUUUGGUUACUACCGUUUGAUUACACUAGCUGGACAAGACCGCGCUUUGGAAAGAUCUGAUAGUGCAGCAACUAAGUUGCCAACCAUGAAUAUAUCACAGACCUCCUUGCUUCUGUGUUCGCCUAAGGCGGAGCUGGCAAGCGAACAGGAAGGGAAGGAUUGUGAUACCUCCUCGGAGCAACUCUUGAUACCAACCGGAUCACUCAGAGUCCUGUACCAAGCGAUCUGGCAUCAUGCAGCACUAUUGAUUCAGCACUCGACGAGUGCAAUACACAUCACCAGGCCGCUACGAAAGGGGCUCUUGUGGAAAAGCACAGCAAUUCCAGCACCUCUCAAGUCAUUCAGAUAUUACCAACCCAAGGCGAUCUCGGUAUCUCCAAGCAAUUCAAGCACAAUGCAGUUCAUCACCACAACCAUCUUGCUCAGCCUCAGCGCUGCUGUUAUGUCCGCUCCUGCUGCGGCGCCUGAUGCUGCGCCGAAUGCUGCCGCCGAGGCGGUCCCAGUCGCCUUUGCAGCCCCAGCCGCAGCCCCAGAGCCGGUGUUGACAGGCCUCUUCGAACGAAGAGCCAAUGCUCGCCAUGUGCUCGUACGUCAGCCAUUGGAAUAUCUCAUGCCUCGCAAUCUCGCUAAUUUGAGCAGCAUCUGCACAAUGCCCAGCCGACAAGCCAGACAAGUACAGCUCUUGCACCAAGAUCGGACAGGUCGGCUUGGCCAACGUAAGUUUUUCAUUAUCGCAAGCAUUAUACUCUUGCUCUGCAACGUGCUGAACGGUAACACUAUCAGCGUGCCAGUCACGCUCAGCGUUCUCAGCUCCCUGGAGCCAGGUUCACAUGAGACGACGAGAGACGGGCAUGAUGUUGACGAUGAUAUGUAUGAUUUGGACACUCCUUGGCUUGCUUCGCUUUUUUCUCGUGAGAAACACGUUCGCUCCGCGCUCCGCGCUCGGAUCGUGAACAGCGUUGAAGUCCUCCUCCCUUGUGCUAGCCAGUAUCGUGAGGUGGUGUUCGGUCGGUUCGUGGCAGUUUCGGCUGCAAUGCACCAGGCUACAUGCGUUCCGGACCACGCGAUGACUCGAAUUCACCUGGGUCGAGCUACUGCACGAGGGCUCGCUCCUUCCCUCGGUGUCGAAAAGACGGCGGAGUCGCAAAGCCUCAAUGCGACGGCAGGCAUUUCGCAUUUCCAAUGCCUGAGCCCGCCGUCUGAAUUUGUUCCCCUUCAUCAACCUCCGCCCAGUUCGAAUUAUUAUUGCGGUAUCCAACUGCCUCGUCCCGGAACUCCGUCGCAGCUGACUAACCGCCACCACCACCUCGCUCACCACACACCACCACCCUCGGCUUCAAUCGACCCAAGCAACCCCUGGACGGACACCACUCCGACCUACUUCGUCUACCGCGACAUCCCAGCCGGCGAGCCCUUCGACCCAACCUCGCCUUUGCUCUUCUUCCCUCCAAAGGGAUCUGAUGAGCUUUUCGAUGCUCUUCGUCUCGCAUUCCCUCACUUGAAGACCCACUCUGAGCGCCUGCGUGAUGCUAUCAUCAAGUACCUGCUCGAGGAGCGCCACGACGAGCAGACGCAGGUCUCCCCAGCUCCAGCCCCAGCCAUGGACAUGUCAGUGGCGUGGCCGUCUGUAUCUUCAUCCGGCUCUGCUUCCAUGCUGAGCAGCCCAGAGAUGCUCGACAUGUCUACUCCAGCAUACUCCCCGCAGCCAACUGCUCCACAACUCACCAGACAAGCUUCGGUUGCAACGUCAAGUCAGCAAAGUCCACCGUCGUUGGACCAGAUGACGAAUGUAUUCAGUCUCUCUACCAGCACACUGCCAAAGCAGCGAGUGCGACGAAAGAUGACUGAGGCCGAGAAGGUCGAGUAUCGCAAACGACGAUGCGAAGGCAUCAACAACCUCGCCGGACCAUCAUCAAGCGAGAUGUUCAUGCUUCGUCGCAGAAUACCACGUCAAGACGUUAAAGUCAAGUCCGAAGGCCAUGAUGUCCCCGCUAGCAAUCCCAUGUUCAGACGAACCUGGUGCAUUGGCCACAACGACUCACUCGGAUCUCUCUCGCCUGGAGCCAACGGCGGUGCGUACCCGCGGCUCGAAACAAACAACCCAUCAAGUGCAUUCGGAAAGAAAGGCUCCGAGAUCGAGCGUGCUCAAGGACCAGCUUCCUACCCUGCAAAUCGCAAUCAACACCCCGACCGACACCGUCUUGCGGAAGCCGCCCAGUCUGCCAUCACCAAGUCUUCUCGUGGGACAAUCAUCCAGUCAGACUCCAAGACCAUCGACCGCAACUUGUCUGCCACCGCCAAUGUUACGUAUCCCGUCACUGUGGACAAGAAGCGAGACACGAAACGCGAGAAGGAUCACUUCGGCAGAUCAGAUGCCAACACAAACCUCAUGCUGGACCAAUUCCAGGUCAAAGAACGUACGAAAGAUUACUUUGGUCGUCUGGCGAUUCAAGCUGGACUGGAGUUCGCCUUGCUCGCCAUCUUGGCGAAUUAUGUCAACGCUUCGAUCUUGCUGCUGGCGUUCCUCGUACCUGUUAUUCCUACUUCCAUGGGCUAUGGAAUCGUGCAGUGCAGCGAGAUCAACUCUGCGUGGUUGCCUAACUGGCAUGCUUUGGCGGGUGACGGAAAGGGAAAGUGGAUGAAGGGAUUGAUGUAUCCUUUCACUUCUUCGCUCGCGAGCAGAAGUAUUCCAGGUCAUUCUGUUUGUUUUGAGCUGAUGCGAUAUUGCUUCUUGUUCAUUAGCUGUACCAAAAAUGAGCUUACGAUUACACCACAACCAUCUCGUAUCUAUCCCACACCACCUGUCUCCUUCCAGACCCUCCUUCAAGACUCCAACCCAGCUCUCGUGCCUUCCGCUAGAGCUCUGAGUGAAGAUCACCUCAAUCCGUCCUAA